AGGGGGGAGGGGAGGGGUUUGAAUGGCAGGCGUUCCGAGCUCUUAUCGAUGAUGGUGCUGUGGCGGGUGGUGCUGUGGCGGGUGGUGCUGUGGCGGGUGGUGCUGUGGCGGGUGGUGCUAUGGAGGGUGGUGCUAUGGAGGGUGGUGCUAUGGAGGGUGGUGCUAUGGAGGGUGAUAAUGGCGAGGCUGGUGAGGGGGCGGAGAGGAGUGACAGGACGGACCCUGGAGCAGUGAUUGGUGGUGACUCUAUUGAAGGUGAUACUAUUGAGAGUGAUGUGAUGGGGCGACGAGGCAGGGUGGUGUCUGGGAGGAGGCGGUGGUGGGACAGAGGGGUGAUGGAGCGGGUGAGGGCGUGGGAGUGGCGGGGGGGGAGGGAGAGAGGAGCAGGAAGGGAGGGGAGAAGUUCAGAAGCGGGAGCAGGGGAGCAGAGGCAGGUGGAUCAGAGAGAGGGUGGGGACAUGAGGGUAGGUGAACAUGGGGGGCGUGUGGCUGUGAGUGAGGCUGUGAGUGGGGCUGUGAGUGAGGCUGUGAGUGAGGCUGUGAGUGAGGCUGUUGGGGGGGGAGGCUACAGAAGGAAUGCGGAUGUGAGGAGUGAGCAUCUGUGGGAUGAGAGUUGGAGUGAGCAUGCGCUUGGGGGGGUGGUGGAGGGGGGAGAAGAGAGUGACGAGCUGGGGGCGAUGGGGAUGCUUGACGGCGAUAAGGAGAAUGUAGAGCCGGCCAUGUAGGUGUAGUAGGGUAGGGUUGUUCAUCCAGGUCCUGACAUUGGUCAAUGAUCAUGAACAUUUCUGAAGUAUUUUUUCCUUACUGUUAAGCUGCCUAUGACAA
Molecule: messenger RNA, 825 nt
Organism: Closterium sp. NIES-67
Lineage: Eukaryota; Viridiplantae; Streptophyta; Zygnematophyceae; Desmidiales; Closteriaceae
Source: the annotation of a GenBank genome assembly